Rotaria socialis is the source of this 2553-nucleotide messenger RNA. The record is from the annotation of a GenBank genome assembly. Lineage: Eukaryota; Metazoa; Rotifera; Eurotatoria; Philodinida; Philodinidae.
AUGGUGACUACAGUCAAUACAAUGGCAUCGAAUUCAUUUAGUUUUGGACCUUCGAAAACAGUGACACCUCAAAAAACAUGCAACAUAUGCAGACGUCUCCUUUAUUCGUUUGAAGAAAUCCUUGUUUGUCGCACUUGUCAUGGUUCUUAUCAUUGGCGUUGUGUGAAACCUGAAACAAUUUCUCACUAUGGUGAACAUGAAAAUUACAUUUGCGAAAAAUGUAAUGACGGUACAACAUCCAAUUCAUCUCAACGAGUCCCAAAUGGUGGUAUUAAAAUAAAAUCAACUGAUUCCAUUAUUAGAGAUUAUCGAGAUUUUGUUAGUGUGCCAUCAAAAACAAAUUCAGCAGAAAGAAAUGUUCUUAGUGCUAUUCGAUAUUUUGAAGAAAAACAGCAACAAUCUCAAACACAAAAAGAGACAAAAAUAUCUGAACUCGAUGCAUAUCUUCCAGCCCAAACGAACAAUAGAGAGUAUGAUCUACGUUAUGAUCAAUAUAACGAUGGCAGUACAACAGCUUCUCAACAAACUCAACAACAACAACAGCAAAACGAAAUAGAAAGUGACAACGACAACGAUACAGCAGUUAUGUUUCAAGCUAAUUACCAAUAUACACCUCUGAAAGACUUUGCUGCAAUGCGAAGCAGCCAAGCAACAAAUGAUAAAAACAACGCUAAUGCUUAUCAAAGUUCUCCAUCAGGCAAUGCCGCUCAUCAAACAACAUCUCGUUACGGCGGUGGUUUACGCUAUACAAAUCAUGGUUUUGAUCCAACAGUUGCACGCCUAGUUGAGGCUCCCUUACAUGAUUCAACAUAUUUUGGAAGUCCAACAGUUAAUAAUCUAGCAUUGCAUAAUCAUCAAAAUCAUUUUAUUAGUACUACGAAUUUAAAUAUCAAUGAAAAUAAUUCUCAUCGUCAACAAAACCAACAACCACAAAGUUCUUUGAUUUGUUCAACACCCUAUGUACCACAAGUUCGUGAUGAUAUUGACGAUGAUUCAUCAGUGUUUAAACCUACAUUUCGACAGCAAGAACAAAACAUACAGCACUGUGAUCGUCACUCAAUAGUUGGCAGUGAUUCAGGUAUUGUUAUGGUAAAUUCUAAUACUCCACAACACGAACAAUCGGAUGAAAAUGUAAUGGUUGAAAGAAAACUAAGCGAUUUAGUACAACAAUUAGGAAAACAGUUAGAAAAUGAUGCACAAAAAGUGAACGAAAAAUUAGAAUCGAAAUUAAAAAAAUUAGAAGAUAUGAUUAAUCAACAAACAUACGUUAUUCGACAACAAGAUGAAGUUAUUGAACGUUUAAAAAGUAAAAUACUCAAAAUCGAAAUUGAACGUGAUAAUUUUCGUGAUCGUUUGUUUGUACAUGAAAAACGUGAACAAGACGAAAAGAAAACUGUUCCAGCUAAUGAAACAGAUAAAUUUCAUAAUCAAAAUAAUAAUACUGAACAACGCAAUCAAACAGAUAGAAAAUAUUCAGAUACAUCAACUACUACGGAUAAUAACAAAUUAUCGACAAAAAAGAAUGCAGCACCACGUGUAGAACAACAGCGACUAACAACCAAUAGUGAACAUGAAUCGGUAGCAGCUAAACUUGUGAAAAAUACGUCCGCCAUUCGACAACGCCAAGCAUCCGAUGUUUCAUCGGUUCCAUCAAGUUCUAUAAUAGAACGACCUGCAGCAUCAAGCCGUCUUGAUAAUAUAAUUCGCCAAACAAGUGGAAAAGAUGUUGCACAACAAUCAUCAUCAAAUUAUAGUUUAGCUCAAGUUCGGCGUCAAGAUCCUACACGAAAUACUCAACCUAUUUCAAUGGAACAACAAGUUGUAACAAGUAUUCAUCAUGUUGAUACUAAAGUUAAUACUGAAAAAACACAACCAAGCCGAAAAAAAUUACCAUCCUCAUCUUCAUCAUCAUCAUCAUCAUCAUCAUCAUCAUCACCAAAGUCGUCAAUAUCAUCAUCAAGUUCAAAAAUACAACCCGUUACAAAGCCAAAAAUAACAACAACCAAUAGUAGAACAAAACAAAAUGACAUCGCAAGUGUACAUCGAAGUUUAGAAUCAUUACAACCUACAUCAUACAGAAGUAAUCAACCAUUGAGAUCAACAAAUAAAACAGGUUCACUCGAAUUUGGUGCAAGACCGGUGCAAUUUGAUGAUCCAGGAUCUAUAUACAUUACACCCGUUGAAGGCAAUCAACCAGCUGCUCAGUCGGCUGCUCGUGCUAGAGGAUGGCUUCGAAAAAAAAAUAUAAACUCAAUUUUAAAGCGUACUGAACGCUACUAUUGUCUUUUAACAGAUUAUUCACUUUUAAUGUAUCGAAAUAAUUACGAUACAACACCACAAAAAGCAAUAAAUCUUAAAGGUUCCAGAGUACUUCUCUACGAGGAUCCUAAACAUGGUUCAUCACUCGAAUUAACAUGGUCGAAUCGAUCAAAUGACACUAAACACUAUCAUUUAUAUGUACCUAGUAUGCAAGAAGCUGAAAAAUGGGUCACUGAAAUGCAAACAGUAAUACAAGAGACCGAGAGAAGAAAUUCUGUGUCAAAUAAUUACUAA